Molecule: messenger RNA, 1021 nt
Organism: Salvia hispanica
Lineage: Eukaryota; Viridiplantae; Streptophyta; Magnoliopsida; Lamiales; Lamiaceae
Product: LOB domain-containing protein 25-like
Source: RefSeq, a predicted model, not a curated record
GGCUUUUGCUUUACAUUAGCACCACCAUUCACUCCAAAAUGCUUCAUCACUUUUACACGAGUCUCUGCUGCUUCUAGGGUUUUCCAUUUUCCCAACUGAUUUUUCUGCCUAAUUUCAUGGCUGAUUUUUUCAAUCAACCUUAAAAGAAUCAUGGUUUAGUGUCACAAACAGCUAUAAAAAGUGUCAUAAAUAAAGAGGAAGAUCAUCUCAAGAUUCAGCAUCUGCAGGCUUUUCUUCUGAUGUAAGAAACCCUUGUUUUUUCCUCAACAAAUCUUAAUUUCCACGAAAAGAUCGGUUUGAAUUCAUCAAAGGAAGGAAAAGAAUGGCCUCAUCAAGCAGCAGCUACUCAAACCCUCCCUGCGCCGCCUGCAAAUUCCUGCGGCGGAAAUGCCUCUCCGGCUGCGUCUUCGCCCCCUAUUUUCCGCCGGAGGAUCCCACCAAAUUCGUGAACGUCCACAGAAUCUUCGGCGCCAGCAACGUGAGCAAGCUGCUAAACGAGAUUCUCCCUCACCAAAGAGAGGAUGCUGUGAAUUCUCUUGCAUAUGAAGCUGAGGCUCGGCUCAAGGACCCCAUCUACGGCUGCAUCGGCGCCAUCUCCGUUCUGCAGAGGCAGGUGCUUCACCUCCAGAAAGAGCUCGAGGCGACCAAUGCAGAUUUGAUGCGUUACACAAGCAAUGAGAUUGCUGUGCAUCACCAGAGAAGGAUGGCUUAUGGAUCAGGAGUCGGGUCGUAUAACCCGAAUCCGGGUUAUUAUUCUUAUGGGGAAAACCCUGGUCAUGGCACCAACUGAUUAUAUGAUCUUUACUAUGAUAUUUAUGUUUGUGUGUGUCUCUAUAUAUAAGGAUAUAUAAAUGAGGGAGUUGGGAGGUUAGUAUAUAAAAAUACUUUUGAUCAUUGUGAUCUGGCCUUGUAUAAAUUUGGGGUCAGUAUAUAUAUAAUAUGUGUUUGGUUUGUAUUUAUUUGUGGGAUAAGAUGGUACCGAACUCGACAUAUAUAGAUUGGAUUAACUUAGGUGGCUAUC